Molecule: messenger RNA, 1232 nt
Organism: Anolis carolinensis (green anole)
Lineage: Eukaryota; Metazoa; Chordata; Lepidosauria; Squamata; Anolidae
Gene: tbpl2
Product: TATA-box binding protein like 2
Exons: 7
Coding region: 40-1002 (320 amino acids)
Biological process (GO): DNA-templated transcription initiation
Molecular function (GO): RNA polymerase II general transcription initiation factor activity; DNA binding
Source: RefSeq, a predicted model, not a curated record
GAGAAUUCAGAAGUCAGUUCUCCCAGAGCUUGAAGAGCCAUGGAUGGGGAAUUCUCCCUAGAAAGCUACUUAGACCAAUGCACAAACCAGGAUGACCUUCCAUCCAUCAGCCCACAAGGAUUCCCUCCCAUGAGCCCUUUUACGACUGACAUGCCCAUGUCUCCGACCUUGGACAUAUCAUUCGGUUCCCAGGCUGAUAAAAUCAAAGAUUUCUCUUCAGUGGACCUCAGCUUCCUACCGGACGAUUUGGACCGGAAUAGCAAAGAGGACAAUGGGGACAACAUGCUGAGAGAGGAACAUGGGGCUCAGCUGGAGAUGCCAGAGAAUGGGUUGUUUUUGGACAGCGGCAGUCCAUCUCGGCCGAGGGAUGGAAAUGCAGCUCAGCCCUCGUCUGAUUCCUUGGGGGGCUUCUUCCCUGUGACCCCAAUGACUCCUAUGACGCCAACCUCCGAAAGUUCAGGCAUCGUUCCCCAAUUACAGAAUAUAGUGGCCACUGUCAACUUGGCUUGCAAGCUGGAUCUCAAGAAUAUAGCCCUUCAUGCCAGAAAUGCAGAAUACAACCCCAAGAGGUUUGCUGCUGUGAUCAUGAGAAUCAGAGAACCAAGAACGACUGCUCUUAUAUUUAGUUCCGGCAAAAUGGUCUGCACGGGAGCAAAAAGCGAAGAGCAGUCCCGGCUGGCCGCCCGGAAGUACGCUCGCGUGGUGCAGAAACUCGGCUUCCCGGCGAAAUUCCUAGACUUCAAAAUCCAGAACAUGGUUGGCAGUUGCGACGUGAAGUUCUCCAUCCGGUUGGAAGGCUUGGUUCUCACUCAUCAGCAGUUCAGCAGCUAUGAACCGGAACUGUUUCCGGGCCUCAUCUACAGAAUGGUCAAACCGAGGAUUGUCCUGCUGAUCUUUGUAUCGGGAAAAGUCGUAUUGACCGGUGCCAAGGACCGUUCCGAAAUAUACGAAGCCUUCGAAAACAUCUACCCGAUCUUGAAAGGUUUCAAGAAAUCCUCUUAAUUUUGAAACAAACAAUGCAAAAUGAACAUAUAGGUUUGUAUAUGUUUGACUGACCACAUCUUCCACUCUGUACUAAAAAAAUGCUCUUUACGUGUAAAAUAUGAUAUGUAACAAAUACAUACACAUAUAUAUCUCUGUAUAUUGAUACAGAUAUAAAUCCCAGCUCUUGUUGAAAUACUAGAGAAGCUUGAGUUAGUAUUUUUGAAAUAAAUAUAAUUUUAAAAAACUGU